AUGGAGAAGAGAUUCAAGGUGUGGAUAUACAAGGAAGGAGAACCGCCCAUCGUCCACGACGGGCCGGGCGCAAGCAUCUACGCCAUCGAAGGCCACUUCAUGAGCGAGAUGGAGGGCAAGACGAGCCCCUUUGUAGCGCGUCAUCCUGCAGAAGCACACGCCUUCUUCCUCCCCUUCAGUGUAGUCAACAUCGUGCAUUUCUUCUACAGACCCAAAGCCAACGGUUACUGGGAACACAUGAAACGACUGAUAGCCGAUUACAUAGACGUCAUUGCAGACAAGCAUCCGUACUGGAAGCGAAGCCUCGGUGCAGUCCAUUUCAUGGUGUCUUGUCAUGGCUGGGUAAACCUUCACAUGAGCAAAUCGAUGGUCAGUGUAAUGCGGUUCUCGUAUCAGUAUCACAAACUCCCAUUAAUCUGUGCUGAUACCAUUCAGGCUCCGCCGCUAUCGCAUGCGAACCCUGAGCUCUAUCAGAACUCCAUCCGGGUGAUCUGCAACGCCAACACGUCCAAGGGAUUCAAGCUUGGAAAGGACGUGACGCUGCCGGAAGUGCAUCUCUCGGACGGACUGCUCUCGCAGCCACCUCGAGACCAGCUCCACACUGAAAGGACGACUCUCGCGUUCUUCGCCGGUGGCUCGCAUGGCUACAUCAGGCAGAUGCUACUCCACCAUUGGAAAGGGAAAGACACGGAGGUGGUGGUCCAUGAGUAUCUUCCCAAGGGAACGAGCUACGGUGAGUUGAUGAGGAAGAGCAAGUUCUGCUUGUGCCCGAGCGGGUACGAGGUGGCGAGCCCCAGGAUCGUGGAGUCAAUAUUCAUGGGAUGCGUCCCGGUGAUCAUCUCCGUGGACUAUCCGCUUCCCUUCUCCGAUGUGCUGGAUUGGAGCAAGUUCUCUGUUCAGAUACCGGUGAAGAAGAUACCCGAGAUCAAGACGACACUUCAAGGGAUCUCGGAGAGACAGUACAAGGUGUUGCGGCGGAGGGUGCUGCUGGUGCAAAGGCAUUUUGGGCUGCAUCGGCCGGCCAAUAGAUGCGAUCUGAUCCAUAUGGUGCUUCAUUCAAUAUGGCUGAGAACACUAAACGUGAGGCUUUCUUAUUGACCUGAGAGGAAUAUUAGAUUCCUGGAGACAAAAAUGAUGUGAUUUUGGGGAAAUGAACCAUUACUUCU
Messenger RNA from Musa acuminata AAA Group (dessert banana), 1166 nucleotides. RefSeq names its product probable glycosyltransferase At5g20260. Lineage: Eukaryota; Viridiplantae; Streptophyta; Magnoliopsida; Zingiberales; Musaceae. The transcript has a single exon. Gene Ontology annotation, molecular function: glycosyltransferase activity. The record is from RefSeq and is a predicted model, not a curated record. The coding region runs from base 1 to 1098 and encodes 365 amino acids.